AUGAAGAGCUCCCUCAAGGGGAGGAGAAGAUACAGCGCCGACAUUUUGGACAUGGAGCAAGCGUCGCAGCAAGGCUUCGAGCAUGGGGCACUCAGAGUCGCAGGCUUUCGACCCGGAGAUGAGGAUGGUACAUUUGAGUGCCGCAUUGAGGACUCGGGCGAGCAAGCAUUGGCGGCGUUGCACUUCUUCAUCUCUGACACGUCCGAUUACCCGGGACAACAUACGUUCUUCUGUCACGCCGCCGAUGAGCACAUCCCUAGCGCGAUCGCAGAGGUCAUUGAGGUUUUGCCUGAGGAGCCUUCGCGCACCAUCGAGGAUAUGCUUGAGAGACUACUGACCGUGCUCGCCAAGAAGCUUGCAGGCCACCAGGACGGAGACACGGAUGACGAGAUGGAAGAGGAUGACUUCGACUACGACAUGCACUCAGAUGACGGCUUAGGCAUUGACGUCGUCGACAAGGCGAAGCUCGACUAUCGUCUGCUGCAGAUUCACUUCAACGAGGUGGUAUCCUACGAUUACCGACCAGGCUUCAUACCGUUCGGGGCCGACGACUUCGUUCUCUCCGUGUCCAUCCCGAUCAUCAAGCUCGCGCGGGACAUCCCCGCACGCGCGCUGAUGGCCUGGGACGGGCGGCUCCUCUCGCGAACACAACAUCUAACGCUCCUAGUGACAGGUCUGCGCGGCACGUAUCCCGUGCUGCAGACCGACGGCACCGUGCGCCCCGAUGCGGCGACGCGAGGCAUCUCCCCGCAGUUCAGGAUUGGCCUCACGCCGAUCUAUAAGCCGCAGAAAGAGCAUGUGGCGGCGGUCGUGCGUGUGUUCGGGCUGAAGGACCAGCCGUCCGAUGUGCCGCCGCCCGAGCAGGACGUGCAGGAUGAGAUGCUGUCGGAUGACGAGGGCGACCAUGAACUGCUAGAGCCCACGGACGACGAGCCGCAGGUCGAGGAGUCGAGCUUCCAGCCGUUCAGCUUGAGCGCCUCGCUUGAGACUCUGUUGAACCAGCGUUUCCUGCGUGUCGUUCAGCUGAGGCUGGAACACGAACUCGGCUGGGCUGGCGCAGAGGUGCUCGCAUGGGAGGCAGAGAGAGUGCAGAAGAAACCGGCCGACAUCCUCAAGAGUAUGAGAAAGCAAAUCCGGGCGGCUGACGAAAAGGAAGCGGGGCUCGCGAGUAGCUACAAGCUGCCACCCGAUCCCCUUCUCGCCUACGACCGCGGUGCACCACUCAACCUGCCAUUGUUGGCAUUCUGCUACUUGUUGCGACGACUGACGCUGUGUCCUCGGUACUGCAUCGUAUGCCACGAAGAGCUGAAGACGAACUACGAGUCCCUGAAGCCGUACGUGUGCGACACCGGACUAUGCACCUACCAGUACUACCAUCUCAACUUGGGGCCCUCUCUGGAGUAUGAGAUCUGCGAGAGUACUGAUAUCGUCGACCUUCUCGUCUCCGUUACCUACGUCGCGGCGAAGGAGGCAUCCACAGAGGGUCCAUUCCCGAUCGGGAUGGGCCUUCGUGUCCCAUACACAUCGGGCAUAGACACAAGAGUGACCGCGGAUGAAGACGGCCUCUAUGACUUCGAUAAACUCAGUCCACGCCAGAUGUGUCAAUCGAUGGUUGAACUGCUUGAUGCGCUCCCUCCUAUUGCAAACAUGAAGCGGCACCUGGAGAAGCCAAUUGCUAUCGGAAGAACGAAGCACAAGCUCAGGGAUAUGGCCCCUACCGUACCAAGUGCCGCGUGGUUGCUUCUCCGAUGGUGUAUUGGAUCCUGUAUGGCGCACUUAGAAGAGUUACGCUCCCCAGAGGAUCGCAUUACGAACAUAGAUCCUACAUGGAGACAGUUCCGCUUCAGUGUCGGUGCUCCCGAUGCCGAGGCGAAGUUCCGGACUGCUUUGACGGAAGUGCAAAAUGUGGACGCCAACUGCAGGCAAUACCCCUCACUCUACGCAUUUCAUGGUUCCUCCCUGAGAAAUUGGCACUCGAUCAUUCGACAUGGCUUGUGGUUCGACAAGAUCUCCAAUGGCAGAGCAUAUGGCAAUGGAGUCUAUUUCGCAAGAGAAGGCUCGGUUUCCCAAGGAUACUCAGCUCGUGGAUCGACUGGUUGGAAAAACAGUGCUCUCAGCAUACAGUCAUGUGUUGCCCUCGCGCAGAUCGUGAACAUGCCGUCGCAGUUUGUGAACACAAAUCCUUACUUUGUCGUCGCGAAAACCGAUUGGAUAAUCUGUCGCUACCUUCUCGUGCAAGCCGCCAACCAUGAUGCCGCGGCAGAAGGAGAGCGAUCCGCGGACGUCCGCAUGCCCUACGUCCGCCUGGAUCCUGCAUACAAGUUGACGAUGGCUUCCAGAGAGGUCCAGGUCCCAGAACCAUCCUUCAGGCUCGAGAAGCUGUUGUCUGCACGACGCGACGAGUAUCUCGAGGCUGAGUACGAUGCUGACGACAUGACCGUCUUCGCAAACGGCGAGGCUAUCUCUCGAUCGUUAGCAGCCUUGCCGCAGCAACCGAUGGAUGAGGACGACUGGGCCCAUGAUCCUGCCUGGGUGAGCCUCUGCAUCGAAAACGUGCUGCUGCCCCCUUCGGAAUCCAGUCUGCAAGCAACGAUGGCACUGCAGAGAGAGCUGAAGGCGAUGCUAACGGAACAAGAGCGGGCGAAGUCUCUGCGCGAACUCGGAUGGUACAUGCCACCGGAGUUCGUGGGAGACAAUCUCUAUCAGUGGAUCGUAGAACUGCAUUCCUUCGACAAGGACCUCCAGAUAGCCAAAGACAUGGAAGCACGAGGUGUUACAUCUCUCGUCUUUGAGAUCCGGUUCCCGCCUAUGUUCCCUCAUAGUCCCCCGUUCUUUCGUAUUCUGAGGCCACGUCUCCUACCUUUCAUCCUGGGUGGCGGAGGCCAUGUAACAGGAGGUGGCUCGAUGUGUAUGGACUUACUGACGGCCGAUGGCUGGCUGCCAAGUUACAGCAUAUCGGCCAUCCUCCUUCAGAUCAAGCUAGCUAUCUCGAACACGGAGCCUCGACCCGCUCGACUUGCUCAAAACUGGGACACGCCUUACGGAAUGCAGGAAGCGUUGGAUGGCUAUAAAAGAGCUGCUAAUACACAUGGCUGGAAGAUCCCCCGAGGACUAGAGAGACUGACACACUGA
Messenger RNA from Rhodofomes roseus, 3132 nucleotides. RefSeq lists its product as uncharacterized. The coding region runs from base 1 to 3132 and encodes 1043 amino acids. Lineage: Eukaryota; Fungi; Basidiomycota; Agaricomycetes; Polyporales; Fomitopsidaceae. Gene Ontology annotation, molecular function: NAD+ poly-ADP-ribosyltransferase activity. The transcript has 22 exons. The record is from RefSeq and is a predicted model, not a curated record.